CGCAAAUGUUACCCUUCGUGAAGCCGGACGGAAGCAGGAAAGGCCUCAGGUUGCACUUCGACUCAUGCGCACGGCCUCUCCUGCGCUUCGUGAGGCCGUUGCGUUUGACACAUAUUUCCAGUUAUAGCACGGCAGGUGACGGGCAUGGCCCUUGUUAUACCCUCUUUCUUUAACCCACUGUUCUUAUCGCUACUUUAAAAGGCACCGUUCUCCUAGCCGGAGACAGUCGAAGCCUCACAAAGCUGUGUGGGGCGCCAUUUUGCAACGGAUACCUCGAUGGUCGGACGUGUUCCUAGAGAGUCCCUUUAUGCCCGGAUGUAGCUCCGCCCAGAGGGCGGGGAAAGCGAGUCGCUUUGGCGGGAGUUAGAAGGGACUUAAAUCGAGAGAGCGGCUGCGGUGCGGCCUGCACGAAGGCAUCCUGAAGGGAGCUUUGCUCGCGGACGGGCGCUAGUGACGCUGCAGACGGGUGAGAAAGGUCAAGAAUGCAGGCAUAUCUGAAGGGCCCAUCUUCAAUCAGCACGAAACCCUUGUCUUCUACCAAGGAAAGGGGAACAACUGCCACUGCAGGAGGCAGUGGAGAAAAGAAGAGGGUCAGGCCUGUGCCUUGGGUGGAAAAAUAUCGCCCAAAAUGUAUGGACGAAGUUGCAUUCCAAGAGGAGGUGGUUGCCAUGCUGAAGAAGUGCUUACAAGGAGCUGAUCUUCCCAAUCUCUUAUUCUAUGGCCCACCUGGAACUGGAAAAACAUCAACUAUUUUGGCAGCGGCAAGAGAACUCUAUGGGCUUGAGCUGUUCCGGCAACGAGUCCUUGAGCUGAAUGCAUCUGAUGAACGUGGAAUACAAGUUAUUCGAGAGAAAGUGAAGAGAUUUGCUCAGCUGACAGUGUCGGGAAGUCGCUCAGAUGGCAAGCCAUGCCCACCUUUUAAGAUUAUAAUCUUGGAUGAAGCCGAUUCUAUGACUUCAGCAGCCCAAGCAGCUUUAAGGCGUACCAUGGAAAGAGAGGCCAAAACUACACGCUUUUGUCUUAUAUGUAACUACAUCAGCAGGAUAAUUGAACCUAUAACAUCUCGAUGCUCUAAAUUUCGUUUCAAGCCUCUUUCAGACAAAAUCCAACGACAGAGACUUCUAGACAUUGCUGAAAAGGAGAAUGUGACAUUCAGCAAUGAGGCAGUCUCUCACCUUGUUCAUGUAUCAGAAGGAGACUUGAGAAAAGCAAUCACACUUCUUCAGAGUGCCACACGACUAACAGGUGGAAAAGAAGUCACUGAGAGAAUUAUCACUGAAAUUGCAGGGGUUAUCCCUAGAGAAACAUUGGAUGGACUGUUGGCUGCGUGUCAGAGUGGUUCAUUUGAAAAACUCGAAGUUGCAACAAAGACCCUGAUCAAUGAAGGUUAUGCAGCUACACAACUUAUAAGCCAACUUCAUGACAUCAUUGUUAACAGGGAAGACCUCAGUGACAAGCAGAAAUCCAUUAUUGCAGAGAAACUUGCUGAGGUAGAUAAAUGCUUGGCAGAUGGUUCUGAUGAGUUCUUACAGAUGAUCAGCCUCUGUGCAGUGGUCAUGCAGCAACUAGUUCAGAAUAACUAAACUGCAGGAUUAAAGAUUUCCAUUAUGUGCCUAGUAUAUAUUUGAUAAAUUUUGUUGAGUCAGAUCUUUGUGUACUACUUUUGUAAUAAAAAUACAAUGUUGAAGAAUUAA
Molecule: messenger RNA, 1694 nt
Organism: Pogona vitticeps (central bearded dragon)
Lineage: Eukaryota; Metazoa; Chordata; Lepidosauria; Squamata; Agamidae
Gene: RFC4
Product: replication factor C subunit 4
Biological process (GO): DNA-templated DNA replication; DNA repair
Cellular component (GO): DNA replication factor C complex; nucleus
Molecular function (GO): ATP binding; DNA binding; ATP hydrolysis activity
Source: RefSeq, a predicted model, not a curated record